This is a messenger RNA of Metopolophium dirhodum (rose-grain aphid), 1548 nucleotides long. RefSeq lists its product as uncharacterized. NCBI's taxonomy places the organism in Eukaryota, Metazoa, Arthropoda, Insecta, Hemiptera, Aphididae. Gene Ontology annotation, molecular function: protein dimerization activity. The transcript is spliced from 4 exons. The record is from RefSeq and is a predicted model, not a curated record. The coding region runs from base 1 to 1548 and encodes 515 amino acids.
AUGGGGGGUGCUGAGAAACUCAGAAUUAAGAUAAAUAGGAAAAAAGAGACUGAACAACUUCGUGGUUCUCUGGAUAAUUUUAUUGUGAAAAAACAACGCACAACUGAAAUCAUUUCUUCAACAGCUUCAUCAGAAAAAGUAGAAAAUAGUUUAAAUAACACUACUAGCAGUAAAAUUAGCAAUUUUGACACCUCUGAUGACAAUAAGAAAGACAAUGACACAUUUUGUAAUGACCAAACAAAUAUACUUUUACCUCUAGACAAUAAUAUUUUCAAUACACUUUCAGAUGUUGUUACUAAUUAUAAUACAUCCUGGUCAUCUGUAUUAGCAGUCUGCUUUGAUGGAGCUUCAACAAUGUCAGGAAAAAUAUCAGGUGUACAAGCAAGAUAUUCCAUUUCAAAGAAAACAGAAAAAAAAAUAAAGCAUAGAAUAGUAUUUGAUUUUCUUGGAACAGUACAAUUCCUAUACAAUUUCAUUGAAGGAAGCCCGAUCAGACAUGCUACACUUGAAAAAAUAUCAAAAGAAUCUUGUAUCAAACUAAAAACUCUGAAGUCGCUGUCAAAUACUAAGUGGGCAUGCAGAGCGGAAGCAGUAUCAGCAGUUCAAGAAAAUUUUAGUAUGUUGGUACCAGCAAUUGAUGAGAUAUGUGAAAAUACUCAAGUACCCGAUGUCAGGGCAAAAGGAUUAGGAUUAAAAUAUCAAUUAAAAUCAUUUAACUUUGUUUUUGCAAUGAAUUUAAUGGAACCAAUUUUUCGAGCAGUAUUAAAGGUUAGUGCUUCACUCCAAGCUCCUGUUCUAGAUUUAUUAGCUGCUGUUGAAAUUGUAAAAGGACUGAAAAAGUUUUUGAGUAAAAUGAGAAAUGAUCAACAAGAGUAUGAUAACAUUUACCAAACCACCAUUGAUAUUUGCAAUAAAAACAAAAUUGAUAUUCCAGAAGUAUUAAAAAGAAAAGUUGCUAGAAAAAUUGAUGACAAUGGAGAAUCACAAUUUUUUUCAGAAACUAAAUAUGAUGAAAUUAGGAUUAAUGUAUUUUAUCCUAUUCUAGAUGAUUUACUAGGAAAAAUUGAUAAUAGAUUUUUAGAUAGUACUCUAGAAGUAAUUACUUCGGUUGGUAAUUUAAUUAAAUUACAACCGACUAUUGAAGAUUAUUCAGUUAUAAAAACAUUUUUCAACAUUUUAAAUAAAGAUUUGGACUCUGAAGUCAAAAUACUUGCAUCAAUAAAAGAUAUUCCAAUUGGUACAUGUACUCACACUAUUUAUAAAUGGUUGGAUUGGUUAAUGGCUUCAAAUAGGAAAAAUAUUUUUACCAAUUUCUACGAAGCCAUUACCAAGUUCGUUGUUAUACCAGUCACAAGUUGUGGUUGUGAACGGGCCUUCUCCAAAUUAUCUAUUGUUAAAUCGAAACUACGUUCAACAAUGUCACAAGAACGUUUAGAAUCACUUUUAUUUUUAUUCGUUGAGCAAGAAAUGACAAAAUCAGUAGAUUUCAAUACCGUAAUUGAAGAGUUUAAAGUUUUAAGUCCUGUAGAAAGAAGAUUACCAUUAUAA